AUGAGCGAGAUAAUCAAGUUCAAGACCCUAGGCUUCAUCGGCCUAGGGGCCAUGGGGAAACCCAUGGUUGUCCAUUUAGCAAAUAAGCUGCCCCCGGAAUCGCGCAUAUAUGUUUUCGACGUGGUUGCGCAGGUUAUGGAUGAGUUGUGCGCGCAGUUUCCCGACCGGAUUCGAAAAGCUUCGAGCGCGAGAGAUGUUGCGCAGCGAGAAAUUGUAGUGACGAUGGUUCCUGAAGGAUCGCACGUUCGGUCCGUCUAUCUCGAUCCGCAAAACGGCAUCUGCAGUACCGACAUUUCGACCAAGUUGCUCAUCGAUUGCUCGACAAUAGACACUGCGACAAGCCUGGCUGUGAAGGGCUACAUCUCCCAGAAUUUCCCCACCGCGUCCUUCUACGAUUCGCCGGUUAGUGGAGGCGUGGUUGGAGCUAUAAAAGGAACGAUAGCUUUUUUCUUGGGAUGUGCGGAAUCCGAUCCAAACGUAAAGCGCUUGACACAUCUGAUGAGUUUGAUGGGCAAGGAAGUAAUCCCUUGUGGCGGUCCAUCCCUGGGGCUUGCGGCGAAGCUCUCGAACAACUAUCUCUCAGGAAUCAUUGCGAUUGCUUGCUCGGAGGCAAUGGACAUGGGAAUGCGGUCAGGUCUUGACCCGCGAACGCUGGCAAAGGUCUACGCAGCGGGAACUGCACAGAAUACGAUAUGUGAUCGCUUCAACCCCGUGCCACACGUUUACCCCGAGUCCCCUUCAUCAAAAGGAUAUAAAGAGGGGUUCAAGGUUCAACUGAUGCGCAAGGACUUUUCACUGGCAGUAGACAUGGCAAAGCGUGUUGGCUCGAAGAAUGUUCUUGGUGAGGUUGGAUUGAAAACAUAUGACGGUGCUAGUAGGGAUGCUCGAUGUCGAGAUCUUGACUCUCGUGUAGUGUACAGGUAUCUGGGAGGCCAAGAGGACUGGCAAGAGAGGCCCAAUGGCUCGUAA
Molecule: messenger RNA, 969 nt
Organism: Lindgomyces ingoldianus
Lineage: Eukaryota; Fungi; Ascomycota; Dothideomycetes; Pleosporales; Lindgomycetaceae
Product: 3-hydroxyisobutyrate dehydrogenase mitochondrial precursor
Exons: 2
Coding region: 1-969 (322 amino acids)
Biological process (GO): L-valine catabolic process
Cellular component (GO): mitochondrion
Molecular function (GO): NADP binding; 3-hydroxyisobutyrate dehydrogenase activity; NAD binding
Source: RefSeq, a predicted model, not a curated record